AUGCUACGAACACAAGUCAUAAAGCUCGCAAGAGCUUCUGCUGCUCCCUCGGUCCGUCGAUCUUUUUCCAUCACGGCCGUGCGAGCUUCUGAAGGAGAUACGGGCGCACCCAGAUAUGGUGGAUCUGCUGCUGGUGACGCUUUCACCAAACGCGAGCAAGCCAGCGAAACAAAGUUCAUCAGAGAGAAAGAAAUGGAGAGCUUGAGAAAACUGAAGGAGAAGCUGGCCCAACAACGGAAACACCUUGAUGAACUGGAUGAGCAUAUCCAAGAGUUGGAGAGGGACGCCGGUGGUGAAGAUCCUCAACAUGUCAAGGACAAGUAA
Messenger RNA from Fonsecaea multimorphosa CBS 102226, 324 nucleotides. RefSeq lists its product as uncharacterized. Gene Ontology annotation, biological process: negative regulation of ATP-dependent activity. The transcript is spliced from 3 exons. Gene Ontology annotation, cellular component: mitochondrion. The record is from RefSeq and is a predicted model, not a curated record. Lineage: Eukaryota; Fungi; Ascomycota; Eurotiomycetes; Chaetothyriales; Herpotrichiellaceae. The coding region runs from base 1 to 324 and encodes 107 amino acids. Gene Ontology annotation, molecular function: ATPase inhibitor activity.